AUGGAGACGAUGAUAAUGAAUCAACCCCUUGUUGUGGACCUUGGCACAGGUGUGCUAAAAGCUGGAUUUGCUGCAGAUCAGGUCCCUAAAUAUUACUUCCCAAACUUUAUUGGUCGACCCAAACAUGUUCGAGCAAUGGCGGGAGCGAUAGAAGGAGACCAUUUUAUCGGUCCAAAAGCCCAAGAGCACCGCGGUCUUCUCAAUAUCCGUUAUCCAAUCGAACAUGGAAUUGUUCGUGACUGGAGCGAUAUGGAACAUAUCUGGAAUUACAUUUAUAGUAAGGAUCAACUCAUGGUCAGUCCUGAGGAACAUCCAGUCCUAUUUACAGAAGCUCCCCUUAAUCCCAGAUGGAAUCGAGAGAAAAUGGCUGAGAUGCUUUUUGAAACAUUCAGUGUUCCUGCUCUCUACGUGUCUAUGCAGGCAGUUCUCAGUCUCUACGCCUCGGGUCGAACAACUGGAGUAGUCUUAGACGCCGGAGACGGCGUAACCCACGCCGCUCCAAUUUAUGAGGGCUACGCUCUUCCACAUUCCAUCGAACGUACUGAUCUCGCAGGUCGAGAUGUAACACGUUACUUACGUCUCCUGCUACGCAAAGAGGGCACUGAUCUCCAUACAACUGCAGAAUUUGAGAUUGUUCGACAGAUUAAGGAGCGUUGUUGCUUCAUUUCCCUCAAUCCUGGCAAAGUGGAGGCUGUAGAUGCUCAAGAAUUGUAUCGUCUGCCAGACGGUUCUGCUCUCCAAGUUGGAUCGGCUAGAUUCAAGGCGCCAGAAUUGCUAUUCCGCCCAGAUUUGAUUGGGGAAGAGUAUUUUGGUAUCCAUCAGGUUAGCUGGCGUCUAAACUAUAAUUUAAUUUGA
This is a messenger RNA of Rodentolepis nana, 855 nucleotides long. Lineage: Eukaryota; Metazoa; Platyhelminthes; Cestoda; Cyclophyllidea; Hymenolepididae. The record is from the annotation of a GenBank genome assembly.